UCAUUGCCACCAUGCGAGACCUGAAGCGUAAAGACAAGCUGGUGGAGGCAGCAGGUGAUGCGUACGGGAAGAGCCUCUCUCUAGCUGUGUUGGACGUGUGUACGGACGAGUCAGUCAAACAGUGUAUCAACGGAAUCAAGGACAGACAUGUAGACGUACUCAUUAAUAAUGCAGGUAUAGGUCUGGUGGGACCGGUGGAAAGCAUCAGUAUAGCUGAGAUGAAGAGUGUGUUUGAGACCAACUUCUUCGGUAUCCGGAUGAUCAGACGGUGAUGGCCAGAUAUGAAGAAGGCGAAGGGAGGACACUCUCAAUGUGGUCAGCAGUUUCAUGGGAUACAGGGUGUUGUGUUUAAUGACGUGUAUGCUGCCUCUAAGUUUGUGGAAGGGUUUUGUGAGUGUCUGGGUCAGCUGCUCAAGUUUAACGUCACUAUGUCUAUGAUAGAGCCAGGCCCGGUCCAUACAGAGUUUGAAUCUAAGAUGAUUCAGGACGUCCGUCAGAAAGAGUUCCUGGCCGAUGCCGAUACCGUCAACUACUUUAAAAACGUCUACCUGCCCUCCUCCGUCGACAUCUUUGAGACGCUAGGACAGACCCCCGAUGACAAUUGCCAGGUGUACUAAGAAGGUGAUUGAGCAGGGCAGUUCUGCACGGUUCCGGAACCACCAACCCGCUGUACACGCCCAUCUGGCACUGAAGUAUGCAGAUGAGACGGGCGGCCUGUCAGUGCACGCCUUCUACCAUAUGUUGUUCAACCUGGGCCCUGAUGCACGUUAGCAUGAAGGCUAUGCAGUACUGACCUGUGGAUGUCUACGCUCCAGGACCAUCUCCCUAACUAGACAUGGACACACACACACACACACACACACACACACACACACACGACACACACACACACACACACACACACA
Salvelinus sp. IW2-2015 is the source of this 905-nucleotide messenger RNA. NCBI's taxonomy places the organism in Eukaryota, Metazoa, Chordata, Actinopteri, Salmoniformes, Salmonidae. The record is from RefSeq and is a predicted model, not a curated record.